AUUGAAAAUAUUUAUAUCAUAAUGGAAUAUAGAAGACUAGGAUCUACAGGACUCAAAGUGUCUGCCAUCGGAUUUGGAAAUUGGUUAAACGCAGACGACAAUGAAACUUUGGAGAGGAAUAUCAAAAUUAUAUAGAAAGCUUGGGAGUUGGGAAUCAACUUUUUCGAUACAGCAGAAGGCUACGGAAAAGGAAAGGCAGAAAUACAAUUAGGGAAUGCUCUCAAGACACUCAACGUCUAAAGACAAGAUUACGUAGUCAGCACUAAGAUAUACUUUGGUACAGCCUAAGAUGAUUUUCCAAAUUCCAGAUUUCUUUCAAGAAAACAUAUUAUUGAAGGUACGACUCAAUUUCAUAAUAUAGGGCUCAGAAAUUCACUCAAGCGAUUAGACUUAGAAUAUGUCGACAUUGUCUUUGCACAUAGGUAUGAUCCACAAACUCCUUUGGAAGAAGUUUGUAGAGCCUUUGAUUGGGUAGUUAGACAUGGUUGGGCUCAUUAUUGGGGAACGAGCGAAUGGACAGCUCAAUAAAUAUUAGAAGCUAUAGGUAAUAUCUUUAAAUUAUUAUUCAAGGUAUUUGCGAUAGGUUGAACCUUAUCAAACCAGUUGCCGAACAACCACAAUAUAACAUGUUGGUUAGAGAUAAGUUUGAAUGGGGCUAUAAUAAUGUUUUUGCUUAAGGUUAUGGAUCUACCAUUUGGUCACCAUUAUAUUAAGGAAUUUUGACAGGAAAAUAUAAUGAUGAUCUUUUUGCAGAUGGUAGAUUUAAAAAUACCGAUAAUCCUUACUUAAAAAGUUUUUAUGAGAGAACAUUAGGAAAUCCAGAAUGUAUUAUAUAUUAUCUAUAAAAAAAGAUGCCGCUAAAGUUCAGUCUUAAUUAAAAAAAUUAGGUGAGUUAGCCAAAGAAUUGAAUGUUACAUAAGCUUAAUUAUCGUUGGCUUGGGCUUUAAAAAAUAAGGAUGUUAGCACUGCCAUUACAUCAGCUUCAAGAGUUGAGUAAUUAGAGGAAACCUUUAAGGCAAUAUAAGCUGUAAAAUUGAUCACUCCAGAAAUUGAAGCAAAAAUAGAAGCUAUACUUUAAAAUAAACCCGAAACAUAAAUCAAUUUUAAGGUUCAAAAGCCAUUCCCAACUAGGAGGGAUUUGUAUGUUUGAUAUCAACCAUAAAAUAAAUAUUAGUAUAAAUUUGAUCCUAUG
Molecule: messenger RNA, 1192 nt
Organism: Paramecium octaurelia
Lineage: Eukaryota; Ciliophora; Oligohymenophorea; Peniculida; Parameciidae
Source: the annotation of a GenBank genome assembly